UUCCUCCCUGUGAGAGAACGCCGUCCAUCUACACUUUCCUCCGUCAUGAAGUCUACGCUAUUCCUUUUGCUUCUCGCCGUCGUCGCUAUUGCGCAGAAGGAUACUUCCGGGGACGACGACGAACAGGACGACAACGAUGAGACAAGUACCGACGCGGACGACUCGGACACCACCACCCAUCACGGCUCCAAGACAGCAUCGAGUUCGAAACAUACCGAGUCUGCUCAGCCGAACUCACAGAAGUGUAUCGUCGGCUGCACGGCCCCUAUCGCCAGGCAGUAUGGCUGCACGUCCAUCCGUGAUUUCCCUUGCGUAUGCAAUUCAGAGGACUUCAUGAGCGAUAUGGAGAACUGCCUGAAGAAGGAAUGCACCGCGGACCAGAGGGACUCGGCGGUAGGCAUGAUCAAAGGGAACUGUGGCGCAUAUGCCACGAAGACCAGCAUGCUUGCCACGCAAAUAUCAACACAAGAAGCUGGCUGGGCUAACUACGGCAACGGCGCUUCGCACGUACAUCUAUCGUUCAACAACCUCAUGGGUGCCGGAUUGGCAACUGCAGGAGGUUUCUUCGUUGGGGCGAUAGCCGUAUUAUAACUUUCACCCCGUUGCUGUUCACUGCUUCGCUCCUUCGUCUGCUAGAGAAUUCCGUCAGCGACCCCUGCCGUUACUUUCCCAGAGUUGAUUUCUUUUCGCUCCUCCUCUUUCAUUCUUCGCACUCAUGUGCUUCUCUGGACUUUUCUUCCGCGGAAGCAACAGUAUCUAUCGUAGACAUUUCUAUCUAUCCCCUACUUUAUUUAUCCAUUUCUCCAAUAUUCGUGACACUCGAGACCGGACAUCCGAGACCAACAGCCUCGAGAACUUUGUCGAUGCCUGCAAUGUUGGUGGCCCCAGCGGCAUGCUCAA
This is a messenger RNA of Schizophyllum commune H4-8, 900 nucleotides long. RefSeq lists its product as uncharacterized. The coding region runs from base 46 to 591 and encodes 181 amino acids. The transcript is spliced from 4 exons. The record is from RefSeq and is a predicted model, not a curated record. NCBI's taxonomy places the organism in Eukaryota, Fungi, Basidiomycota, Agaricomycetes, Agaricales, Schizophyllaceae.